CCGCGAAACCCCACCUUCCGCGGAGCGGGGCCGGGCCGGGCCGAGCCGAGCCGGGCAGGGCCGGGUAGGGCAGCGGCAGCCUGCGCGCACCGGAGCAACUGAGAGGAGGGUGCUGGUUACUUGUACAUCCUCAAGACCUCAGGCAUUGAGCCCUAUGGAGAGGGAGCUGGUGAAGGAUGCUUCUGCAGUGCUGAGCCUUGACACCCAUGCCCUCCAGUGCAGCAGUGAGCCUUGCUGGCAGGGUCCAUGGCCUAGGGAGCAGAGCUGAGGAAAGUGCUGCCAGUGUCCAGUCAUGAUGCCCUUCGGGGGAAUUGCUGCCCGGCUGCAGAGGGACCGCCUGAAAGCAGAGGGUGUUGGCCAACACCAUAAUGCCAUCAAGUAUCUCAACCAGGACUAUGAGGCCCUCAAGCAGGAGUGUCUUGAGAGUGGUACCCUCUUUAGGGACCCCCAGUUCCCAGCUUCCCCCUCAGCCCUUGGUUUUAAGGAGCUGGGGCCGCACUCCAGCAAGACGCGGGGAGUGGAGUGGAAGCGUCCUUCAGAAUUAGUGGAUGACCCUCAGUUCAUUGUUGGUGGUGCAACACGGACAGAUAUCUGCCAGGGGGCUCUGGGUGACUGCUGGCUGCUGGCUGCCAUUGGCUCCCUCACGCUCAACGAGGAGCUCCUGCACCGCGUGGUGCCCCACGGGCAGAGCUUCCAGGAGGAUUAUGCCGGCAUCUUCCACUUCCAGAUCUGGCAGUUUGGCGAGUGGGUGGACGUGGUGGUUGAUGACCAGCUGCCCACCAAGGAUGGGGAGCUCCUGUUCGUGCAUUCAGCAGAGUGCACUGAGUUCUGGAGUGCUCUGCUGGAGAAGGCCUAUGCAAAGCUGAACGGCUGCUACGAGUCACUCUCCGGGGGCAGCACCACUGAGGGCUUUGAAGACUUCACCGGUGGUGUGGCAGAGAUGUACGACCUCAAACGGCCGCCACGCAACAUGGGCCACAUCAUCCGCAAGGCACUUGAGAGGGGGUCCCUGCUGGGCUGCUCCAUCGAUAUCACAAGUGCCUUUGAUAUGGAAGCUGUGACCUUCAAGAAGCUGGUUAAAGGCCAUGCCUAUUCUGUCACAGCCUUCAGAGAUGUGAACUACCGAGGUCAGCAGGAACAGCUCAUCCGCGUCAGGAAUCCCUGGGGUCAGGUGGAGUGGACUGGAGCGUGGAGCGAUGGUUCCUCUGAGUGGGACAACAUUGACCCCAGUGACAGAGAAGAGCUGCAAUUGAAAAUGGAGGAUGGAGAGUUCUGGAUGUCUUUCCGGGACUUCAUGAGAGAGUUCUCCAGGCUGGAGAUCUGUAACCUAACUCCUGACGCCCUCACCAAGGAUGAGUUGAGCAAGUGGCACACACAGGUGUUUGAGGGCACAUGGCGCCGUGGGAGCACAGCUGGGGGUUGCAGGAAUCACCCAGCCACGUUCUGGAUCAACCCCCAGUUUAAGAUCAAGCUGCUGGAAGAGGAUGAUGACCCUGGGGACGAUGAGGUAGCCUGCAGCUUCCUGGUGGCCCUAAUGCAGAAGCAUCGGCGGAGGGAGCGGAGGGUGGGCGGCGACAUGCACACCAUCGGCUUUGCUGUCUACGAGGUCCCUGAAGAGGCUCAGGGAUGCCAAAAUGUGCACAUGAAAAAGGACUUCUUCCUGCGAAACCAGUCACGGGCACGAUCCGAGACCUUCAUCAACCUGCGGGAGGUGAGCAACCAGAUCCGGCUGCCUCCUGGAGAGUACAUCGUUGUGCCCUCCACCUUUGAGCCACACAAGGAGGCCGACUUCGUCUUGCGGGUCUUCACCGAGAAACAGUCAGACACGGCGGAGCUGGACGAGGAGAUCUCAGCAGAUCUGGGAGAUGAGGAGGAAAUUUCUGAAGAUGACAUAGAGGAUGGCUUCAAGAGCAUGUUCCAGCAGCUGGCAGGGGAGGACAUGGAAAUCAGUGUCUUUGAGCUCAGGACUAUCCUGAACAGAGUCAUCGCUAGGCACAAAGAUUUGAAGACAGAUGGAUUCAGCCUGGAUUCUUGCCGCAAUAUGGUCAAUUUGAUGGAUAAAGAUGGUAGCGCCCGCCUUGGGCUGGUGGAGUUCCAGAUCCUGUGGAACAAGAUCCGGAGCUGGCUGACUAUCUUCCGUCAGCACGACCUGGAUAAAUCAGGCACCAUGAGCUCAUAUGAAAUGCGCAUGGCUCUAGAGUCAGCAGGUUUUAAGUUGAACAACAAGCUGCAUCAGGUGGUGGUGGCUCGCUAUGCAGACUCCAGCAUGGGUGUGGACUUCGACAACUUUGUCAGCUGCCUGGUCAAGCUGGAGGCCAUGUUCAGAUUCUUCCGCAGCAUGGACCCCGAGGGCACCGGCACUGCUGUGAUGAACAUCUCUGAGUGGUUGCUGCUGACGAUGUGCGGCUAAGAGCCACAACAGAUCCACUGCAGCUAGGACACCCCGAUGGGCCAGGCCCACUCCAAGUGCCUCCCUUGGAUCUAUGGACACAGGAUACUCUCCCUCCUCUUGCUCCAUCCCAUGCUGACCCACCAGUCCUGCCUUGCCUCCCAGCAAGACUCUCCCCAGAAUUUCCUGUGGACCAUUUUGCAGGGUUCAGGGCAGGCAGGGGCUGCCCUUCUCUUCUUCUGGGCUGGUUCUCCCUCCUCUCUCCCCACCCCAGAACAGGAGGAGGGCAGGCACCACGAGAGUGCCUGUGCAUCACUGUACCUGGCUUUAUGGCAACCACUGUGGAGGCGAGUGAAGGAGCAGGCUCAAGUGUGGCCACAGAACAGGGAGCUGUGGGGGAAAGGGUGGUGGGAGGGAACAACCAGUGUUGCUCCGGCAUUGGCCCAUUGCUCCUGGCACGUUACCUGUGUGCUGGGAGCAUCAGCAUGUAUUACACUGCUCCAGUGGAGGCAGCUGGGUCCUGAGGCAUCCUAGUGGGAGGAGAGUGUGUGUCAUGGUGAGGAGGAAGGCCCAUACUCUUUCCACUGCACUCAUCACCACCAAGCACUUUCUAAAGGGUAACAACCAAAGCAUGGAGUCCUGUGUGGGUCAGGACACCAGCAUUUGGUUCCUCCUCCCACAGACUUCUUUUGUGUGGCCUUGAACCCAUGCCUUCCACCUCCAUAGCCCCCCCUCAGCCCUGCAGUAGGACUAAGCCCAUAACUUAAGCGCUGAAUGUUUAAGGGCUCCCUCACCAUAUGAUCAUAUAUGACAGUGGGUGUCUCCUCCAUAUGGACAUAGGAAUGCCACAAUCAUCAUGCCACUGCCUUCCCACAGCAACAGGUUCAUGUCUCCUCCCACUGAGGCCAGGGCUGGAACUCCUGUGGGCACUUGGCCCUGCCCCUCUUCCUGCCCCUUUUCCUGUUCACAGCCCUUGGCAGGGCCAGGGCAGGAGUAUGGUGCCACCAGGAAGCUGCCUCCCACAAAGCAGAGAGGAGCUCUGCUCAGUGGGAAGGAGUGGGAAUGGCUUAGGAGGGAUUUAUCCUGCUCACAGAUGUUUUCAUCCUUCUUUACAUUGCCAACACACACAGUCGCGCUCCCCUCCUCUCUUGGGCUCCUCUACCCAGCACAGAUGGGCUCCUAUGCAAAGUGAUUGCACUUCUCCGCACUCCUCCACUCUCUUCUCUUUUUUCCUGUGGUAACGGGGUGGCUGUAGCUUGGCAGGGGGCAAAGGACAGGCCUUUGCCUUAUAGAUGUAGGCAAGACACUUCCGUUUCCCCUAUGCCCUUGUCGUUGCUGGAGAAUGUGCCCGCAGCAAUAACCACUCUGUCUAGAUGGCAAAGCUGCUUCCUCACCAUGCUCACUGUGUACUCCAAAUAAACAGAGAUCUGUUAGAAA
Molecule: messenger RNA, 3826 nt
Organism: Rhea pennata
Lineage: Eukaryota; Metazoa; Chordata; Aves; Rheiformes; Rheidae
Gene: CAPN11
Product: calpain 11
Exons: 23
Coding region: 293-2410 (705 amino acids)
Biological process (GO): proteolysis
Cellular component (GO): cytoplasm
Molecular function (GO): calcium-dependent cysteine-type endopeptidase activity; calcium ion binding
Source: RefSeq, a predicted model, not a curated record